GGGCCCCUCAAACAGAUUCCCAUGAACCUCUUCAUCAUGUACAUGGCUGGCAAUACCAUUUCCAUCUUCCCUGCUAUGAUGGCGUGUAUGAUGGCCUGGCGACCCAUUCAAGCACUUAUGGCCAUUUCAACCACUUGCAAGAUGCUGGAGAGUUCAAGUCAGAAGUUUCUUCAAGGUUUGGUCUAUCUCAUUGGGAACCUGAUGGGUUUGGCAUUGGCUGUUUACAAGUGCCAGUCCAUGGGACUGUUGCCUACACAUGCAUCAGAUUGGCUAGCCUUUAUUGAGCCCCCUGAGAGAAUGGAGUUCAGUGGUGGAGGAUUACUUCUGUGAACCCAAGAAAGCACCAUGUAUAUGGACCUCAUUUGCAUUUUAAGCUGUUGACACCUAAACAUCCUCACU
Molecule: messenger RNA, 399 nt
Organism: Arvicanthis niloticus (Nile rat)
Lineage: Eukaryota; Metazoa; Chordata; Mammalia; Rodentia; Muridae
Source: RefSeq, a predicted model, not a curated record